This is a messenger RNA of Meloidogyne enterolobii, 280 nucleotides long. NCBI's taxonomy places the organism in Eukaryota, Metazoa, Nematoda, Chromadorea, Rhabditida, Meloidogynidae. The record is from the annotation of a GenBank genome assembly.
AUGUUUUCUUUGUCAUUCGAUUUGGGUCCGGCCUCGAGUGGGUAUAUACGAUUUACCGGCCUGGUAGUAAUUCGACCAUUUGGCAUGCGAAGUUUUACACUUCGGAUGGGUCCUGGUUGGCCGUUCAAUUGCUCAACCCGAGCCAUGAUCCAAGUAUUUCUCGGUUGCAUAGAGUCUUCUACCAAAACAACGUCCCCAACUUCAGGAGAUGAUUUGGUCUGAAGGCGUGGUCCGGCGUGAUUCCAUUUGGAAUUGUCACGGAGGAGCACCAAAUACUCUU